AUGAAUUAAAGUAACUCAAUUGCUCAAAUCGCUUUACUCUACUCUAUAAAGACAGAUGAUGCGUAGGAUUUUUAACUUGAAAAAAUUGACUUUAUGAAUAAUAUUACUAAAUAAUUCUAUUCUACAAUAUAAAAUGAAAUUCUUUAAGUCAAAGGUUUAUUUGGAACCUAUCAAGAAGUUUAAAGAGAAAUUUAAUUGCAAAUAAAUGAAAUUGUGAACUUGUAAUCAUAUUUAAGUCAUUCUGAGAAGGGUAGCUUAAUAGCCAUAAAGUACGAAAAUGUUAUGAUAUUUUGUUUGAUUCUCUCUGAAACAUUUUUUGUUACUAAACCCAUCAAUGAAAAAGCUAUUGAAAUAGUACUUUUUAGAGUAUUAUAAGAUUUAACUGACAAUAUUUAACUUUGCUUUAAUGAUGCAAAAUUAAAAAAAAAUUGGUAUUAAGGAGAUAUAAUUCCUUUUAAUUAAAUAUAGCAAAGAACUGAGUAUUAUUUUGCCGAGAGUGAAAAUAAUUAAAUGUAAGAAUAUGAUUGUAAAUGGAUUUUGUCAUCAAAAAAUAUUACAAAUUACAAAAUCAUUAAUUCAUAGACGUUAUCUCCUUAACUUACAAGAGUAAGGAAACUUCAGUUUAGUUAGUAAGAAUUAGAAAUCUUUGUUGAAAAUUUCAACAAUUUUAUACUAUCAUUAUUGCUUUAAAUCUUAAAUACAAAUUAAAAGUAAAUUAACCAAUUAAUAAAAAUUUUUAAAAUAGAGCACUAGAGCAAAAAUUUGAAAAAUUUGCUUGAUAAAUUAUCAGAUGAUUUAGAAAAGGAGGCUAACAUUUACAAAAGUAAAUUAAUAGAAAAAUUAAUAAAAGUAUUGAAAUCAUAAUAUAAGAGUAACACAAACGAAGAUAAAAAGAGGAAAAUUGAAUAAUUAGUAAAUAAUGUUUUAUAAACAGUGGAAUUAACAGAUAAAAGAGUGUUAAUUUAUAACUAUGGAUUAAUCGAUAAAAAUGCUUAAGAAACCUUCGCAAAAGAAAUGGAUUAUUUUUUGAAUAAAAUUGUUGAAAAAAUUAGUGGAAUUAAAUCAAAAUAUUCUAAUGAAAAAAAUGAAAUAAUUAAUGAAUUAUAGAAAUAAACAUCUUAUGAAGUGGAGAGAAUCAGUUUAAAAUUAUCAAGAGUUAAUGAAAAUGAAUCAGGAAAAGUCUUGAAUAUCUCUCAAAUAGAUAAUUAAUAAUAUACAAUUUUAAAUGGAAAUUUUUUGCAGCUCUAAUCUUCCACUUUUAAAAUUGAGGAUAUUUUUGAAACAAAAGAAAAAGCUCACAUUUAUAUAAUAACUUCUGUAGAAAAUAUUAAUAAAGGAUGUAAAACUCACAUAUAUUUCCAUAUAUAUAAAACAACUUAGAUAUAACCAAUAAAAUAAUUAGAUUUUAAAGAUACAUAAUAAGCUGUUUACUUUCAUGAUUACAGUAGAGGGUAUUUGUAUAUAUUUAAUUUUAAAAAACACUAAGUUUUGCAAAUGAUAAUAACACCUCGAGGUUCAAUAUAAAAUGAAUCAUAGGUUUAUUAUUAACAUGAGCUCUCAAGCUAUUUUAAUGUUUCUCAUGCGGCAUAUCUUAAGAUAGUGAAUAAAUUCAUAGUAUUGUCAACAGAUAGUUUUAUUUAUAAAUAGCAAGAUUAGGGAUAAGAUUUUGAAAAAGUGAAAUGCAAAAUAUAAAAUAAAAAUGAUAUAAAACAAGAAGACUUCAAAGCAACUUUUUACCCAGAUUACAAAUAUAAUUAACUAAUCGCCUGUCCUAGUGGAAAAUACUUUUAUCUUGCCAACUUCUAUUGUUGUGAUAGAUAUGACUUAAAUUGCUUGAAAAUAGAUUAUAUUAAAAUAGAUGGACCAAUCAAAAUAUUUGCUAAUUUUUCAGAUGUCAUAAUUUUAGGUCAACUUGAUUGGAGUGAUCAGAAAGCAAAGACUGCAAAAAUCAUUAGCAAUUUAGUUUCUCAAAAAAAAUUUAAUAAAUAAGAAAAUUAAGAAAAAAAAGCAAUCGGAAAUCCUGCACUUGAUAUAGCUAAAGGAUCUUUUAUUAAAUUUGGUCCAAACUCUCAAUUUUUAUUAAAAGAAAAGAAGAGAAAUAUUAAUAUAUAUGCUAAUAAAGAAUAUUAUGAUAUAAUGGAAUCUUAUUUGAAUAUUAUGAAGGUAAAUGAAAUAAUACUGAGUUCUUCAAUGCUUUAAUUUGCUGAAUUCAAAAGUGAAUAAAUAAAAGAUAUCAUAUUUUCUAGAGUUCCUUUAUAAUUAUGUACAAUUGAAAAUAGUAACUUAAUACCUCUAAAUGAUGGAUUUAGACAACAAUCUUAAACUUAAACUAUAAUAAGUGUAGAUUAAAAAGUUAAAUAAUUACAUUUAGGAUUUUUGGAAGAUCAUUUGUCUAAUUAUAAUAAUAAGAUAUUUGUAGUUGGUAUUAUAGGAAAAUAAUCAUCAGGCAAAAGUUAUUUAUUAAAUAGAGUAUUUGGUACUCGUUUUUCAGUUUCAUCAGCUAGAUGUACUGAUGGUGUUUGGGGAAGUAUAGCAUAUAUAGAAGAUUAAACUUUUUUAGUCUUAGAUUGUGAAGGAUUAUUUAAUGGAGCUAGGACAGAUAAAGAAGAAAUAAAAAUGUUAGCAUUUCUUACAGCUUUAUGUGAUAUUACAAUCUUAAAUUCUGAUUUAACUUUUAAUAGGCAUUUCAAUGAUUUGUUCAAUCAUUUAGUUGAAGCAUCUAAGUAAUUAAAUGAUGAAAAAUUAUUUAAAGGAAUUUUAUAUUUUGUUUUAAGAGAUGUAAGUUCAAAUGAUAAUUCAGGAGCAGAAAAAGAAUUAUUAACAAAUCUUGAAAGACUAAAAGAAGGUGGAACAGAAGAGAUAGUAUUUUUAAAGAGAUUAUUUAAUAAUAAGAUUGCAGUUGAACCAUUAGUAAAUUAUGAACUAAAAUUAUUUGAUGAACAAAUUUCUUCAGUAAGAAAUUAUAUUUUAUAAAAAUCUGCAUAAUCAAAUCACUGGAAUUGUGGAAGAGAAUUAAUUUAAAUAAUGAAAAUUUUGCUAUGUCAAUUGGAAUUAUCAGAUAAUACUAAUGUCAGCUUGAUAGACUUGCAAAUAUUGAUUGAAAAGAUUUUUGAAGAUAGUAAAGAAUUAUGGUAUAAUUUUUCUUCAAAUGAUCUUUAAGACAGUAAUUUGAAAUUAGUUCAAAGCUAAUAUAAGUUUAUUAAAUUUGAAGAAUAUUAACAUAUUUUAUUCAAUUAAGACUUACUGAAAUAACUAUAUGAAAAUCUAAUCACAGAAGAUACUAUCUCAACUCAUAAUAAAAACUUGCUCUAAAUAAGAACUCAAUUUAAUUUAAUGAUGGAAUAAAGAAAAGAUUAUAUUUUAUAAAGAGCAUUAGCAGAAACAAAGAGUAUUAAUAAUGAAGAAGUCAAAGUGAUUAUUGAAAAAAAUAUGUCUAUGUUAAAAAUUUUCUUAACAGACUAAAUAAAAUAGUACUAAUUUUGUGAAGAUAAAUGUAAUGAUUGCCAUUUACAAUGUAAAUCAUUCAAAAAUCAUAUUGAGAUAUCCUAAACACUGAUGUAAAAGUUAGAUGAAGCUAUAAAUAGUUUAGAAGAUAAACAAAAAAAAUCAAAAAUAAAAAAUAAAACACAAGAAUAAGAGAAGAGAGAAAGAAUUGAUUAAAUUAAAGAAGAAAUAAAAGAAGCUGAAUAUACUUUGGAAGGAUUAAUAAUUUAAAAGAAAAUAAUUGAUAUUAAGGAAAAACUAUUAAAGGAAAAAGAUGCAUUAAAGAAUUAUGAUUUCUAUGAUUCAAAUGGAGAAUAUAUAAACACAAGCGUUUUUUAAAUGACCUAAUUUCAAAAUGAAAGUUUGCAAACUGCUACAUUAGAGUAUAUGGAAAGCAUACAAAAUCUAUUUUUCAAUGAAAUUCCAUUACUUCUAAAUACUAAAGAGCAGAAUAAUUAAAGAAUUUAAUAAUAAAAAGCUUAACUUGAAUAAUUAAAUAAAGAUUUAAUUAUUGAAAAGGAUAAUGUUAGGGAGAUUGAAACCAAUUAAGAUAAGAUCUAAUCUACUAUGAAAAAAAUAAGUGAGUAAAAACUAAAAAAGGUUCAGGAUUUGUAAAGGGUUCAAAAUGAAAUUUCAACAAUAUAGAUUGUUGGUUAAGAUAUUAAUAUUCCAAAUUUGUAAUCAAAAGUUUAAGAGGAAAAUAGUAAAUUAAUAGAAAUUGAAUAUGAACUCGAAGAUUAAGAGUUGAUUUUUAAAAAAAAUUCUGAAGAAUUAGAAAGAUUAUUAAAAAUGUAGGAAGAAGAAUAAAUUUAGUAUUUAGAUCAAUUAGAGUAAGAUAUAAAUGAAUAUCUUGAAAAAUAGAAUUAAUUGGAUGAAGAAAUCGAAACACUUAAGAAAAAAAAAAGAGAUAUAGAAGAAAUUAGAUCGAAAUUAGAAAAAGAAAAAUCAAAAAAAAUGGGAAGAAAUGAGAAAAAAAUUAUGGAAUUAAAUUAAGAAUUAAAAGGAUUAGAUGAGAAAUUAAUAAAUGAUUAACUAUAAUAAUGUGAAUUAAAGCAGAAAGAAAUAGAACAAAAUUUUAAAAAUUUCGAAAAUUCUGAGUUAUAUAAUCAAUGUAUAGAAGAAAUAUAAUAAGAGUAAGAAUAAGAUUAAAUGGAUAAUAAAUGUAUAGAAUAGAUAUAAAAAGAGUAAGAAUAAGAUUAAAUUGAUAAUAAAUGUAUAGAAUAGAUAUAAAAAGAGUAAGAAUAAGAUUAAAUUGAUAAUAAAUGUAUAGAAUAGAUAUAAAAAGAGUAAGAAUAAGAUUAAAUUGAUAAUAAAUGUAUAGAAUAGAUAUAAAAAGAGUAAGAAUAAGAUUAAAUUGAUAAUAAAUGUAUAGAAUAGAUAUAAAAAGAGUAAGAAUAAGAUUAAAUUGAUAAUAAAUGUAUAGAAUAGAUAUAAAAAGAGUAAGAAUAAGAUUAAAUUGAUAAUAAAUGUAUAGAAUAGAUAUAAAAAGAGUAAGAAUAAGAUUAAAUUGAUAAUAAAUGUAUAGAAUAGAUAUAAAAAGAGUAAGAAUAAGAUUAAAUUGAUAAUAAAUGUAUAGAAUAGAUAUAAAAAGAGUAAGAAUAAGAUUAAAUUGAUAAUAAAUGUAUAGAAUAGAUAUAAAAAGAGUAAGAAUAAGAUUAAAUUGAUAAUAAAUGUAUAGAAUAGAUAUAAAAAGAGUAAGAAUAAGAUUAAAUUGAUAAUAAAUGUAUAGAAUAGAUAUAAAAAGAGUAAGAAUAAGAUUAAAUUGAUAAUAAAUGUAUAGAAUAGAUAUAAAAAGAGUAAGAAUAAGAUUAAAUUGAUAAUAAAUGUAUAGAAUAGAUAUAAAAAGAGUAAGAAUAAGAUUAAAUUGAUAAUAAAUGUAUAGAAUAGAUAUAAAAAGAGUAAGAAUAAGAUUAAAUUGAUAAUAAAUGUAUAGAAUAGAUAUAAAAAGAGUAAGAAUAAGAUUAAAUUGAUAAUAAAUGUAUAGAAUAGAUAUAAAAAGAGUAAGAAUAAGAUUAAAUUGAUAAUAAAUGUAUAGAAAAAUAUGAUAUUGAAAUUUAAACUAGCUAAUUAGAAAUGGUUUUGUAAAAUUAGGAAAAUUAAUGUUUGUAGAAUGAAUAUUUUGAAACUAAUAAUCAAAAUUAGGAAAAAAUUUUAAAUGUAACUAAGCUUUAAAUAAUAAAAUUAUUAUUAAAAAAAAAAGAAGAAAAAGUGCUUUAAUGCAAGGUUUAGAUAUAUGAUUUAAAAGAGUAAAUUGAAUAAAUGAAAAAUAAAAUUGAUAAUAUUAACUAAAAGAUUUAAGAAAAACUGAAGAUGAAUAAGCUUCUAUCUACUUUAGAAAGUUAAAAGUCAGAUAUUUCUUAAAUUGAUGAAAGAUUAGAAAGUUUGGACUAAAAAUUAUUGUUAGAAGCAGAAAAACUUUGUAAAAUAAAGCAAAAUUAAGAAACAAUAAAAAAUAAAAUAGAUAAGUUUUUAUAAAAUAAUAUGGAACUGGAAAAUAAGAAUGCCUUAAUAGAUGAGUAGAUAAAUAAGUUAAAUUUAAGAUUAGACUAAAUAAAGAUUUUUUCAGAGAAUUUAAGCGAAUAUAUAAUCCUAAAAAAUACACUACAAGAAGAAGAAAUUUAAUUGUAAAAAUUUAAUGAAUUCUAACCUGUUAAAAAUUUACCAUAAUCAGAUGUGUAUAGCAAAAUAUAACAAUUUGAAAAUAAAAUCUAAAUUCUUAAAGGAGAAAAAGACUCAUUAAGCAACUAACUCAGUACGUUUAAUUAAUUUGUAUUACUUGAAUAAGAUUUAAGAAACUUAUAAGAUUUUAAAAAGAAACUUGUUGAAUUAUAAUUUGAAGUACACUCAUGUUAAAGGGAGAGUCACAAAUGUGAUUAAAAUUGUAAAAUAUGCCCUAAUUAAAUAUGUGAUCAUAAAGCUGGACAUGAUGAAAAAGAAGAACAUUUAUGUAUAAAAUAGGAUCAUAGAUGCUAAGAAGUUUGUUAGGUAAUUAAUUGCGAGAGAAAGUGUAUGAAAAGUUUCAAACAUGAUUUAUAACAUAAAUGUGAAAAUGAUCAUCCUUGCAUGGAAAAAUGUUAAUACUGUGAUAAAAAAUGUAAGAAAGAUCGUUCAGAUCCUCAUUAUCAGAAUCAUGAUUGUUAAGAUAAUUCUUGCACCCAUAAUUGUAAAUUAUGUCCAAGAAGAUGUUGUCAAUCACAUCAACACUCCAAAUAAAAGGAUAACCAUUUUUGCGAAAAUGUACAUUAUUGUCAAGAAUAAUGUUAAGAAGAUGGGAUAUGCAAAUUAGAAUAUGAGGUAAUUUAAGCAACAUGGAAAACUUAGUUAUCAGAAUUCUAAUAUACAAAAUAUAUACCUAAGGAUAUUGGGAAAUAAAUAUGCCAAAAACAAAUACCAGCAAAAAUUCAUUAGCAUGAUGGAAAACAUUUGUGUAAGGAAAAAACAGAAAAGCAAUUUCAUCUUUGUAAUUAAUAAUGUCCUGAGUGUAAUACUUAUUGUGAUUAAAAAUAUGGUCAUCAAGGACCUCAUUCAUCAGAUAGACAUAGAAAUAAAGAAAAUUAAAUAUUUACAAUAUAAGAAGGAAAUAAGGGCAACAUAGAAAUCUAAGAUUAGAAAUAAAUAAGAAAAUAUUAGAUUGGAGAAAGUUCUGCCCCAGAAUCAUGCGAUUAGAGCUGCAAAAGAAGAGGAAGAUCUCAUUUUCAUCUAGUUAAAUGUCUAGGAGGUUACAAUUGUUUGGAAAAGAAAAAUUAAUAUAAAGCCAGGCAUUCAAAAGAAAAAUAUGUUUAAUUUGAACAUCUGAAUUUUGAUGAAGUCUUGUGUAUAGACUUUUGGAAAUUAAAUAAUUGGGUCCAUCCAAUCUUGAAUGAAUUAGACAUUAUUACUAAGUGUAAUUACUUUUGUCCUUUAUGUAUCUAAUAAACUAUUAAUUAUUAAUUUUGUGAUUGUUCUGCUUGGCAUACAAAUGAUGAUAAAAUAAGUGCUCAUUCAUUUUCUUGUAUAGAAAAUCAUUUAUAGAACUAAAUUUAAGGGAUAAAUGUAACCUUUGUUAUAGACUCUACAUUAUCAAUGGGAAAAUAUAUAGAUAUGUGUAAACUUACAAUUAAGGAUAUAAUGCAAAAAAGUAUAGCUUAAAAAAAUGUUCAUGGUAAGCAACUCGAAGUUAAUUUUGCUGCUGUUUCUUACAAGGAUCACAAGACUCCUUAUGAUGGAUCUUAAAAUAUUAUUGAUAUAUAAGAUUUCACUACAGAUAAUGUUAUCAUUUCGUUCUUAGAUAAAAUAGUUUUAGAAAAUGGAAUAGAUUAUCCAGAAGCUGUCUUGGAUGGAUUAGAUGCCUCAUUAAAAUUAAAAUGGAAUCCAAAUUAUGAAAAAUUGCUCUAUUUAAUAGCUGAUGCGCCUCCUCAUGGAACAUAAUAUAGUAAUUAUUGGGAUAAUUUUCCUGAAGGCUGUCCAUGUGGAUUAAAAUAAGAGAGCAUCUUUAGAACAUUAUAAAAUAUAAAGGUUAAGUUUAAAAUAUUAAAACUAAAUUAAUAUAUAGAUAUGAUGAUUGCUGAAUUUAAAAAAGACUUUAAAGAUUUAUAAAUAUUAAGUUCUGAUAAAUAGGAUGAAGUUACGUUUUCAAAUUUAAUUGUUAAUGACGUAUGUAAAUUUUUGGCUCAUAAUGAAAUUACAUAUUAAAUGAAAAAAUGA
This is a messenger RNA of Paramecium pentaurelia, 8166 nucleotides long. The record is from the annotation of a GenBank genome assembly. NCBI's taxonomy places the organism in Eukaryota, Ciliophora, Oligohymenophorea, Peniculida, Parameciidae.